UGGCUAACACAGUCAACGUGAUUCCCAGAUUUUCAGUCAAAUUGCAAAAUAGAAGAGAUACUGGAGCAGUACUAAUUGCAAUAAUAAAAGUUAUAGACAAAAAUAAACAAAUAAAAAGCCGCCUUUUUUCCUUUAGUGCUUUCUUUUCAUUGACCUUUUCCCGAUUCAAUUUGUACAGCUUUUUUCUUCCCUAAUUAGAGAGAGAAAGAGAGAGAAAAAAAGAUAUGAAUGGAGUUGCUCCGCCGAGGAGUUCCGGUUCCGACGGCGGCGGUGUCGAUAAUACGGCGCUUCUCAGAGCCUAUCAGACCUGGAAAGGCAGUAAUAAAUUUUGUCUUCAAGGAAGGUUCAUAUUUGGGCCUGAUGUGAGGUCGCUCUUUAUGACUAUCUUCCUUAUAGUUGCCCCAGUUGCUGUGUUUUGCAUCUUUGUUGCAAGGAAACUUGUAGAUGAUUUUGCUGGUCACUGGGGGUGGUCUAUCAUGGUCGUAGCUGUUGUUUUUACAAUAUAUGUCUUAGUCCUGCUUCUAGUGACAUCUGGAAGAGAUCCUGGUAUAGUUCCUCGCCAUUCUCACCCUCCAGAGCUAGAAAACUUUGAAGGAAGUAUUCCAGCUGGACCUGGUCGAACUCCACAAUUACAUUUGCCCCGUAUGAAGGACGUGAAUGUCAAUGGAAUAACUGUAAAAGUCAAAUAUUGUGAUACCUGCAUGCUGUACAGGCCUCCACGCUGUUCUCACUGUUCAAUUUGCAAUAACUGCGUGGAACGAUUUGACCAUCACUGUCCCUGGGUCGGGCAAUGUAUUGGAUUGAGGAAUUACCGUUUCUUCUUCAUGUUUGUCUUUUCAACAACUCUUCUUUGCUUAUACGUCCAUGGCUUCUGCUGGGUCUAUAUUAGAAGGAUCAUGGAUGGUGAGCAGACCAACGUCUGGAAAGCAAUGGGCAAAACUCCUGCCUCCAUUGUGUUAAUUGUUUAUACAUUCAUAUCAGUCUGGUUUGUUGGUGGCCUGACUGUCUUCCAUCUUUAUCUUAUUGGCACAAACCAGUCGACAUAUGAGAACUUCAGAUAUCGAUAUGAUCGGCGGAUCAAUCCCUUUGACAAAGGUGUAUUCCAGAACUUCUUAGAGAUAUUCUGCACCAGUAUUCCUCCUUCCAAGAACAGAUUCAGGGCCAAAGUGCAGAGAGAACCUGGGAUACCAGCUCGUGAAGUGGCUGGUGGUUUUGUUAGUCCAAACUUGGAGAAAACAAUGAGCGACUUAGAAAUGGGAAGGAAGCCAGGUUGGCAUGAGACUGCAGCAGCAACCGGUGAUUUUGAAGGACAACCGAGAUACGAUAAUCAAUUAGAUAAGGAUGAAGAGGUCUCGGCUGCAUCCCCAGAGCUAAACAACACCACCUUGGCUGAGGGACGUAGUAUCCUACAUCCCAGGCGCUCUAGUUGGGGAAGAAGAAGUGGAACUUUGAAUAUACCACCUGAUGUAAUUGCCAUGGCAUCGGAAAUUGGAGAGUCUAAUCGGACUACUGUCAGUGAUAGUGCUUACCGGAUUGAAAACCAGCUAUAGUAGUUGGGCUGUAUGCUGUUAAAUUAUUGUAGAAGAACCGAACUGACAAGUAGAGAUCUUAAGCCAUAAGGAUGAUUCCGUAAAUGCACGGGAUCAGGUUAUCCUUGAGGAGGUGUGCUGUUGUGUGUAUAAUUCUAUUUUUCUUCUACUUUUAGUUUUCUUUUGUUGGAAAGUUAUUUGGAAUGUGCUUAAUCUGCAAAGAGAGAAAAAAAAAUAUUCUUACCAGUAAUGGCUUCCAACUGUUAUAUGUGAUAUAUUGUGAAGAUUCAAAUUCUAUUCUA
Messenger RNA from Lycium ferocissimum, 1831 nucleotides. RefSeq names its product probable protein S-acyltransferase 7. Gene Ontology annotation, cellular component: endoplasmic reticulum; Golgi apparatus. Lineage: Eukaryota; Viridiplantae; Streptophyta; Magnoliopsida; Solanales; Solanaceae. Gene Ontology annotation, biological process: peptidyl-L-cysteine S-palmitoylation; protein targeting to membrane. Bases 225 to 1550 code for a protein of 441 amino acids. Gene Ontology annotation, molecular function: protein-cysteine S-palmitoyltransferase activity. The record is from RefSeq and is a predicted model, not a curated record. The transcript is spliced from 5 exons.